UGAGGUGAGUCGGGCUGCGAGUAGAGGUGGGGCGAGUGUAGGGAGAGGCAGAAGGGUGUGUGCUCAAAUGAACCGCUCUUCCCCUUCGUUCCCUGUCUGUGUGUGUGUGUUUGUGCGAGUGUGUAUGCCACUAGCUUCUGUCUCAUUCGGGCAGAGAAUAGAAAAGUUGGAGCAAAGUCUGAGUCAGCUCCAGCAGCUACCAGACACUCACAGCAACUCCCCCCCACUAGUAACAGGUUUCCUUUUUUUUAAACUGCUCUCUCUCACUCAUUCAGUCUCCCUCUUAUUCAAACUCACACAUACACACCAACCACCGGUCUCUACUGGCAGAGGGAAGACAGGAUCACUGGAGAGCUGUUACACACCUUUACUCCCAGCUUCUUACCCAGAAAGCAGCAGACGUUUUACCCAGGAUGUGGACACUUCUCUUGGGGGUCACCUUUGGAUUACUGGCCUCCUCCAGGUCGGAGGAACUUAAAGUGAAUUAUCGGAGCUGCAGCUACGCCGGCGUCUUUCAUGUUGAGGGAGCUUCCCGGCACUCCCUGAGCUUUGACAUGGCUGAGAAGGUGUGUCAGCAGCUGCAGAGCACCUUGGCCAGUCUAGAGCAAGCCAAAGAGGCCUAUAAUAAAUCCAUGGAGACAUGCAGGAACGGCUGGACCAGCAACAGGACCACUGCCAUCCUCAGACACAAACAGCAUGAAAACUGUGCCAAAAACAUGACUGGGUUCAUCACUAAUCCAAAUGUAAAGGUUGAGCAACUGUUUGAUGCUUACUGCUAUGAUGAACAAGGUGGGCCAGAAGAAAACUGUACUGCCAGAUUUUUAUUAUCUGGACAUGCACCCUCAGAUGAACCAGUAACAGAAGACCAAGGGGACAGCAGCCCUUCAGACAGUGAGGGUGCAGACACCACAGCAGCCCCCGGUGAAGAUGCUAUUGGUGGCGGUCUGGAAACCACUCCAUCAGGCACAUUUGAAGUGACUACAGAAGCUGGUCCAGGAGAGUCACAGACCUUCACAGGGGAUCCUACAGCAGAAGAGAACAGCAGGAUGGGCUCCACUUUCACCCCUGCAGAGUUCGAUCAGUCUGCUGGGUCUGGGAUGCUGCCAGAGGGAGCCUCUCCUACGGCCCCUGUUGGAGGACCAGAGGAAAAACAAGCCACCACUCAGAGCGAUGGGGAGAGCAUGGGUGCUGAGGGAGAGGGGUCCAAGACUGAGGCUCCAACACAACCACAGCCGAAAGGCAAAGGCCGACUCGGGGGAUUUGCUGAUUCUGAGAAGGAUCAUGAUGGCGGUGAUUCAAACUGGCUGGUAAUCAUUGGAGUGAUUGUUGCAGUUGCUGCCAUUCUUCUUGUGUGUGCAGCAGUUGCCAAAAGAAACAGCUGGUGCGGCAAACAGCAGACCCUCAUGAUCACACCCAAAGAUGGUGGCGAAGGAAACGGGACGGCGGCAUCAGCAUCCAGCUCCCACGCCCAAGAGAGGGACCAAGAAAUGGUGACCCUCAUGAAUAAGGAGAAGAUCCAGGAGAACGGCAACACGGAGGAGUUCACCGUCAUCACACUAGAGGAGUCACCAGAUAAAGAGCAGCUAGCGUAGGAGAAGAAAAGAGUGCAGAAGAAGAAAAGAGGAAAAGGAGGGAUGUAGAAUGGAGAGAGAUUUUCAGGAGAUUGGUUGGGUUGGUCAGGUUGGGGGCUGAGUUGCUCCAAACACUGGAGGUAAAAAAAAAAAACCUGCUUACACUGAGUAAAGAUGUUUGUGUGUUUUGUCUAACAGAGGUACAGAGUGUUGUGCUGGGUCUGAAGCUGUUGGGAUGUUGGGAGUUAUGUCAAACCAAUACGUGAGGCGUGUUUUUUGUGUGAUAUGCCAAGGUGGUUUGGCCUGAAAGGCCGUCAGAGUGUGUCACGCAUGGUGGGGCAUCAUGCAGGGUGUGUGAAUGUGUUGUGUAUCAUUUUUUAGUGUUUGAGAACUGUCUGUGUAUGACGGGACUGGAACAAUGCUGAUGGUCUUAUAACAAAAUUUUCUACUAAAAUUGGUCAAUUUUAUCACUUAUUUCAGCUAUGGGAACUUUCAGUAAUAAAAAAUGGGUUGUUGGAAAUAUAACCAAGCAAAACAACCCUUGAGCUAUCCCGUAUGUUCCUUUAUUUGUUUUAUUGCCUUAUUGUUGUAAACUUGUGUACAUUUACGACAUUGCCUGUGGACUGGAGUUUGGUUUUUUCCAUUUUUCAAGAAAACUGGGGAUGUCACUACCUUAAUUUAUGCAGCUUUCAUUCCCUGUUCUUGGUCUCUGUAUAUAAAGUUCAUGUUUUUUGGAAACGCCUUAGCUGUAGCUGCCAGUGCUUUCUGUCGUUUGGUAGAAAAAGGGGACUUUGUAUCCUUUUUUUAAAUAAAGGAAUGUGUCAUUUUUUGGAGAGUUAUUUAACCAGAAGAAGUACCUCUGAGGGGAAUUGUUGUGAAUGGAUUUCGCAAUAGUCAAAGAGGGAGGGGGGUUAUAUGAAUCAGUCAAUAUAAAGGAUCCACUGAAGUCGGUUAAUAUACAUUUAUGAAGUUGGGAUUGUGAUAAAGUGAGGAGUGUGCUGUUACCCUGAGGGGGGAAGAUGUAUAAAUAAUUUAUACACAGUGUGUACAUUGAUUAAGGAGAACAACAGCAGAAUAAAGAAUUGGAUACAGCAGAUUAACUGUGAUUUGAGGCUAAAUCCAAACUCAGUUGAAGCAAAUGAGUGACAGUCUUAGAGACCAAAGUGCACGUAUGAUAAUGUGGGGCCCGUGUGCUGUAAACACACAGUUUGUUUGCAUGAAAGAGGCCAUGACAGCGUGGAGGAGGGGUUUCUAUGAAUGAAUCCUGUGUGCUUGCCAAGGUCUACAAAUGCCAGUCACUCUUUAUGGCAACAAAAUGCUGCACUUUUUUUUUUUUAACCAACAUUGUCAUUAGUGAAAUAUAUCCAACACUGUGUCAUAUAAUAUUAUUCCAUCUGUAACGGCUAAACUUUCCUGGUUUACUUUGUGACGCUGAAUUAUAAUCAGCGAUUCCAAACCUGUUUUGUUCUGACUUUAUCCCUUUUUGCUCUAAAAUGGUUCAUUUUGAAGACAUGUAGCACAUGUAUUAGUGUAGAAAAGUUUCUAUGACAAAUUAACAAAAGAUGGAUUUGUAAAGUCAUGACAAAAUAAAUGUGUAUAGAAGAUGUGAA
Messenger RNA from Cheilinus undulatus (humphead wrasse), 3181 nucleotides. RefSeq names its product CD44 molecule (Indian blood group) b (gene cd44b). Gene Ontology annotation, cellular component: plasma membrane; macrophage migration inhibitory factor receptor complex; basolateral plasma membrane. The coding region runs from base 414 to 1592 and encodes 392 amino acids. Gene Ontology annotation, biological process: cell adhesion; inflammatory response; positive regulation of ERK1 and ERK2 cascade. Lineage: Eukaryota; Metazoa; Chordata; Actinopteri; Labriformes; Labridae. The transcript has 8 exons. Gene Ontology annotation, molecular function: cytokine receptor activity; hyaluronic acid binding. The record is from RefSeq and is a predicted model, not a curated record.